Photinus pyralis (common eastern firefly) is the source of this 3136-nucleotide messenger RNA. RefSeq names its product zinc finger MYM-type protein 1-like. The transcript is spliced from 2 exons. The coding region runs from base 518 to 3019 and encodes 833 amino acids. The record is from RefSeq and is a predicted model, not a curated record. Lineage: Eukaryota; Metazoa; Arthropoda; Insecta; Coleoptera; Lampyridae. Gene Ontology annotation, molecular function: protein dimerization activity.
UUUCCCAUUACGCAAAUUACGCCCAGGCGUAAGGCGGCAAUAUUGGAGAGGCGGCAAAAUUUCAAUUUUCAAAUCAAAAUUAGGCGUCUUCCUUCACCGACUUCUCACCACCUAUGUCACCACUCAACUCACGGUGAGUGACUCACCUCACCGUCAUGUUCCCCUUCCCACACGUAAGAAGCAAGUGCAAUAUUUGAAGUUGUCAAUAUGCAGUGAUCAUGAUCAGUGUCGUGAGUGAAUUGCAGCUGAAAGCGUAGGGGUUUGUAUGUAGUGAAUUAUAUUAUAUUGUGAACGGUGUGUAUCGUAAUUCGUAAUUCGCAUUCGUAUAUCUGUUUGCUUUUUACAGAUUAGUGUUAUUACUUUAUUAGUGGUAGCACAGUCUAAAUACAAUUAGACUGUGAUGGUAGAUAGUCGUAGUAAUCUGUGAUCACUGAUCAGUGCGUUUUACCGUUUAUUUAUAGUGUUGAGUUUGAGUCGAGUGUCACAAACAUUUUACAGUAUAACAAUUAACAAUACUAUGAGUGACGGCCGGAAACGGUUAAGUGGAGCGCAGUACAAAGCACUCGCUGAAGAAAAACGGAGAAAGAUUCAGGCCGUUUUAGACAAAACUCAAAAUUUGAAAAACUAUUUUUUAACUAAGCCUACAAAUUCCCAAGAGCAAACAGAUUGUUCAGAAUCGGAAGAUUUGGAGGUUGUUAGUGUUGUACCUAUACCUAUACCACCUGACAAUGCAGUCAAUGCAGAAGCGGUGGACACGGUCACAGAAGCAUCAUCAUCAUCGAACGUAGAAUCUGCAUGUCCAUCACCAUGUUUGCCAGCAAUUGUGAGCAACGACCCUGCCGAUUGGAACAUCAAUGAUGAUACUAUCAAUUAUUUAAUGUCAUUGCCCAAUGAAAUAUGCCAAAAUACAGAUGAGGAUUUUUCAUUAACCAAAAUUGUUAAUGGCGGAAAGUCACGAUGUCUCACUAAAAACGUUUUCCGCCGGAAACUUGCCAAUGGGGAAGAACAGCCUCGUAAAUAUUUGAUAUAUUCAUCUUCAAAGAAAUCCCUGUUUUGCAUCCCAUGUCGACUUUUCGGAGGAACAUCAAAAAUGGCAACUGAAGGCAUAAAUGAUUGGAGUAAUGUAAAUAAAAUUUUGAAUUUACAUGAAAACUCCAAAGAACAUGCCAAAUCUCAAGUAACUUUAUUAAGGCGUCGACAAAAACAAAACCAAAUUGAUUCACUGCUGUGUCAGCAAAUAAGUAUUGAAGAAGAUUACUGGCGAAACGUGUUGAAGCGCGUAGUUGCAGUGACUAAAAAAUUGGCUUCCAGGGGGCUACCGUUUAGAGGAACAGUUGAAAAAUUUGGUAAUACGAACAAUGGCAAUUUCAUGAUGUGUCUGGAGCUCAUAGCAGAAUUUGAUCCGUUUCUAGCCACACAUUUAUCUCAGCACGGAAAUCCUGGAAGUGGUAAAACGUCAUACCUAUCAUCUACAAUAUGUGAAGAGUUUAUUGACCUCAUGUCGACUGAGGUACUAAAUCAUAUUAUGACCGAAAUUAGAAUGUCAAAAUACUACUCAAUUAUAAUUGACUCCACACCCGACAUGGCUCACAUUGAUCAAUUAUCCGUAAUAAUCAGAUAUGUUACAAACAACGGAAAACCAGUGGAGCGUUUUAUUGGCUUUUUGCCAAAUGUGGGGCAUAAAUCUGAAGAUUUAGAAAAUGCUAUCAUGUCAAAAUUGGAGAAACACAACUUGGAAUUAAAACAUUGUCGAGGUCAAUCCUACGACAAUGCGAGUAACAUGUCGGGAUGUUACAGUGGUCUACAAGCAAGGAUUUUAAAUCACAACCCACUCGCUUAUUACCUACCAUGCGCCGCCCAUUCACUGAAUUUGGUUGGAGUCUGCGCUGCUGAAUGUACUAGAGAGGCUGUAAGGUUCUUUGAAACGAUUCAAAACCUAUAUACUUUUUUCUCGGCAUCUACUCGUCGUUGGGAAAUUCUACUUUCCAGUUUAAAACCUGGCGCUAAAGUUCCAAAACGCGUAGAUGGAACAAGGUGGUCUGCACGCCAUGAUGCUUUAAUGAGCUUAUGCGGAGGCUGGGGGGAUUAUUUAAAUGCUUUGACAACAAUUGAAGAAUCUAUUUCUGAAAAACCUACGGUCCGUGCGGAGGCGGCUGGGAUUAAACGUUGCUUAAACCGCUUUGAAUUUGCCUUCAUGUCGGUUUUUUGGGAAGCGAUAUUAGAGCGUUUCCACAGCACUAAUAAAAUUCUUCAGAGCGUCGAAAUCGACAAUGGUGACGUAACUAGACUCUUUUCGUCUUUGAUAAGUUUUGUAAAAGCUCUACGAAAUACUACCAUGUUUGAAACGUACCUUGAUAAAGCCAAAGAAAUUAUGGAUGAAAGCUACGACAAUGAUCGUCAAAGAACUCGGAGACGUAAACUUUUCCCAGAUGAAAAUAUGGAUGGCGACACAAUUCUGACAGGCAAGGAACAACUAAAAGUAGAAACAUAUUUUUCCAUACUGGAUAGGGUUAUGGUGGAACUGGAAAAAAGAUAUGAAGCAUAUGACAGUGUUUUCAAAAAAUUUAAGUUCUUUUUUACUCUAAAAGAAAGUUCUCAAGAACAGUUGAUUGAAAGUGCCAACUACCUGCAACAAUGUUAUAAGGACGAUCUGGAAGAUGUAUUUGCAACAGAAUGUUUGCAUUUCGCGGAACUUUUAAAAGAAACAGACACGAAACACGAAAAAUGUACCUUAUCAAAUAUGCUUUCAUACAUUCGAUCUCACAAUUUAGAAGCAGUUUUCCCCAAUGUUGAAAUUGCCUUACGUAUGUUUGUUACUAUGGCGGUCACAGUUUGUUCAGCGGAGCGUUCAUUUUCAACACUUAAACGUUUAAAAACAUACUUAAGAACAACAAUGCAACAAAACCGUUUAAAUGCAUUGACAAUUUUGACAAUAGAGUCUGAUAUAACAAUAAAGUUAGAUUUUGAUAGUCUUAUAAACUCAUUUGCGUCUAUAAAAUCCCGACGAAAAAUAAUAUAGUUGUGAUAAUAAAUAGGUAUACAAAAUUUUAUAAUCUAGUUUUAUUGCUCAUACUACCUUACCUACUAAACUGAAAGCGGCACUUUUUGGUUAGCGUAGGGCGGCAAAUUGGUAAAU